This is a messenger RNA of Fusarium subglutinans, 624 nucleotides long. RefSeq lists its product as uncharacterized. The record is from RefSeq and is a predicted model, not a curated record. The transcript has 2 exons. NCBI's taxonomy places the organism in Eukaryota, Fungi, Ascomycota, Sordariomycetes, Hypocreales, Nectriaceae. The coding region runs from base 1 to 624 and encodes 207 amino acids.
AUGGAUUUCUUUUCGCGGCUACCAGCGACCAUCCGAAUACAGAUCCUCAUCGAUCUUGGGUCACCAGCCUGCAUCAGGAGGCUCACCAAAGCAUCCCCCACUACGCUACAACAAUAUAUCGUUCAUCGCCAUAUCAUAGUGCGGGAGGUGCUCAGGGAACUUAUCGGCCUCGACAAAACCGGAGGUCUUCUCCAGAAUGCUAUGGCUCUGCUCUACCUCGCUGACCUCGACCCAAAACGUUAUCCAAGACAAAAGCGGAGACGUCUAUUGACAUAUUCAGUUGGUUCUGCCCCCUUGGACAAAGAGGAGGCUGAUUUUCUUCAUUAUUAUGACAAGCAAACCUUCCCAAACCCUCUCGAAAAUUCCAAGAGAUCGACCCAGCUGAGGAUCUAUCAGCUAAUCUCUCAAAUUAUCAUUCGUGUUGAAGACUACAGGCUAAAGGAAGACUACUCUGAAACCUCAAGACAUGCAUAUCCUUUCAGAAAGCCUUCCCUCACAGUUGGUCGCUCCUGGUCACCACACGAGUAUAAGAUGAGGUUGAAACUCGGAGUGCUACCAAGAGCUGAAUGGCCCGUCAAUGAUUCCGACUGGCCGAUCACAUUCGAAUACCUUUUUCAUCUCUAG